This is a messenger RNA of Etheostoma cragini (Arkansas darter), 2081 nucleotides long. RefSeq names its product protein arginine N-methyltransferase 8-B. Gene Ontology annotation, biological process: peptidyl-arginine methylation. The record is from RefSeq and is a predicted model, not a curated record. The transcript has 10 exons. Gene Ontology annotation, cellular component: plasma membrane. Gene Ontology annotation, molecular function: protein-arginine N-methyltransferase activity. Bases 725 to 1930 code for a protein of 401 amino acids. Lineage: Eukaryota; Metazoa; Chordata; Actinopteri; Perciformes; Percidae.
GUGUGUGAAGAGGCAUGUGUCCUUGGGAUGCAGAGAUUUAUACCUUUUUUUUGAGAUUGUUAUAUAUUUUUGUAUCAGGUUGAACCCUUUUUUUUUAAACUUUCUCUCGGGGAAACCCCUCGGGAAUAAGGGAAGGAUUUUUCCCAGCGUACACAAAGAUAAGAAUUCCAGUCUUCGAGUCCCAAGGCUGAGAGAUCAUGACAAGUGAUUCCAGGAGAAGUAAAGGAGAAGAAGAAGCGAUUUCUGUUGUGGAGUUUUGUUUCUAGGCGUAUUUGGUCGUGGUUGACAUUUUCUCGGACACUCUUACGCUGAGAUUUAAAAUGAGCGUGCAGGUAUUUAGGGCUUCAAUGUCUUGCACGAGGACACCUACACGGGGCGCCCGGGUGUUGAUGGGCACGAGCUGCAAACCAGCGACCUUUUAGUCGUAGCACAUCUAAAAGAAGACUCAGCCAUCCUGAGCCCACUAAAACAACCUGUAUCCCAUUUAUAGUAAGGAACUGGACGUUUGACCUCGCGCGCAUCCAUUUAACAACUUUUCCCGGUGAAUGGAUUUAAUUUGGUGAAAACCGUGAAACCUAUACACGUUUCUUACUAUGCCUUUCAUCUUUACGUGCAUUCCGGCAGCAUACACGGUGGAUUAGUGUUAAUUUUUCACACGUUUCUAUUCAAAUUUUAGACCUUCCAUACACUUUAAAGAGUUGUAGCCUAAAUCUCGUCGGCUCUCAUGGGACUGAGGCAUUCGUCGCGUUGUUUGCUGCUACGGCGGAAGAUGGCGGAGGCGGACAGCUCGGAGCCUGUCACAUCCCCACUCUCUCAGUCUGCCCAGCCCUCCCCACUGCCUAAACCAGUGCCUACCCACCAUGUGCCAUUCGUCCCCCAUACGCCUCAUGUAGCAGCCCUGGCCACCUGUCCCGGUCGAGGAAAGAUUGCCAAGUUCAUCAGCCCGGAGGAAAUGACAUCACGGGACUAUUACUUUGACUCUUAUGCUCACUUUGGCAUCCAUGAGGAGAUGCUAAAAGACGAGGUGCGGACGCUGACCUACCGGAACGCCAUGUACCACAACAAGCAUGUUUUCAAAGAUAAAAUCGUCCUGGAUGUUGGAAGUGGCACAGGGAUCCUCUGUAUGUUUGCUGCCAAUGCCGGCGCCAAACACGUGUAUGGGAUUGAAUGUUCGAGCAUUUCCGAAUAUUCCGAGAAGAUUAUCAAGUCAAAUCACCUACACAAUGUCAUUACCAUCUUCAAAGGCAAGGUGGAGGAGGUGGAGCUGCCUGUGGAGAAAGUGGACAUCAUAAUCUCAGAGUGGAUGGGCUAUUGCCUGUUCUACGAGUCCAUGCUCAACACUGUCAUCUUCGCCAGGGACAAAUGGCUGAAACCUGGAGGCCUGAUGUUCCCUGACAGAGCAACUCUCUAUGUGGUGGCCAUCGAAGACCGGCAGUACAAGGACUUUAAGAUUCAUUGGUGGGAAAACGUCUACGGAUUUGACAUGAGCUGCAUUCGCAAUGUGGCCAUCAAAGAACCUCUGGUGGAUGUGGUAGAUCCCAAGCAGGUGGUGACUACCGCCUGCCUCCUAAAGGAAGUGGACAUCUACACUGUGAAGCCAGAGGAUCUGUCCUUCACCUCAGCCUUCUGUCUGCAGAUCCAGCGCAACGAUUACGUCCAUGCUCUGGUCACCUAUUUUAACAUCGAGUUCACCAAGUGUCACAAGAAGACUGGCUUCUCCACUGCUCCAGAGGCUGCCAGCACACACUGGAAGCAGACAGUGUUUUACUUGGAGGACUACUUGACUGUCAAGAAGGGGGAGGAGAUCUUUGGCAGUGUCGCUGUCAGGCCCAACGAGAAGAAUGUGCGUGACCUGGAGUUCACCCUGGAGCUAGACUUUAAAGGACAACUAUGUGAGGCCGCCAUUUCCCACGACUAUAAAAUGCGUUAGCAACGACAACACCCUUCCAACUACAGUACCCUCAGCCCCUCUCCACACAGUCGGAGAGGGGGAUGGCACCAGCUGUCCAACAAGCAUUCCAGUUGGCCAGCGAGGGCGACCAGAUGAUUCUAGUUGGAUGACAUCAUGUCAGCACCUAAUG